AUGGAUGAUAUUAAUAAGGAAUAAGAAAUUUAAAAUACAAAUUAAAUCGAAUUUUAUGCUCUUUAAGAUCCCCUAAAUUCAUAAAUAUCUAAUUAAUAGAACCUAUAAUUUCAAUAAUACAUUUCAGAUUUGAAGAAUGAUAACAUAUAAAAUGAUUUAAAUAAGUUUGAAAAAGAGUAGAUUGUUAAUUAGACCAAUAAUAACUUUUUAGAAACAAUUAAAAUUGUUGAAGACACCUAAAUUAUCUAAAAUGAAUUAUUGUCUUCAUAAAGAACAUAAAAAAAUAAUGACCAUUAAAUCGAUGAAUAAGAUUUGAUUAAGUAUGAAUAGGAUGAUAAAGAAUAAAAAGUUAACAAUAAAAAAGAAGAUAUAAAUGAGGAGAAAGAAUAAAAUUAAGAAGAGAUCAUAUAAAUGUAAUCAGGAGAUGGUGAUGUACAAUAAUAAGGAAAAACUAACAAUUUAUAAGAAGAUUAAUAGAUUUUAGUUGUUAUGGAAAAGCAGGAGAUAAAAAGUGAUACUGAGGUUGUAACAAAUAAAAAUGAGGAGUUUGAGUAGAUGGAGAAUAAAGUAGAUAAACCUACAGAAGUUAAAGAAGAAGAAGAGGAAUAAUAAUAAAUAGUAAUAUCACAAUAUGGUAAUGAAUAGAAUAGUAAUGUGUAAUCACAUAAGAUUGAAAAGGAGCCAUCUAUAUAGAGUUUUUAAAAAAAGGACAAUGAUCAAAACUUAUUGCAAUUACCUUCAUAAAUGGAAUUUCAUUUGCUUAAAAGCUGUGAGAGUAAUUUCUUUGAACCUCCUAAUUCAGGGAAAGAGACUGUAAAAUAUCUGAACUCUGGAGAACUGCUUAGUAGAACUAAUUUUCUUUCUUAAUUGGGAUAAUUAGGAAAAUUUGAAUUUGAGAAUAAUUCAUUAUUGGGAUCAGGAGAUUUGAAAAAAGACAUAGAAGGUUUGCCAGAGCCUUUAAAUUUAAGAAAUAAAAGCAAUAAUCAAUAAGAAUUAUUUUCAGAAUCUCAAACAUUUCCAAAUAGGAUGCCAAGUGAUUUUAGAUCUCCUUUUAUUGAUGAUACAUUUAAAUUAAGUACAACCUUUAAAUUUUAAUUCAGUUCUGAACUAAAGGCUUUUGAGAGUGGACAAUUUAUUUCCUAAUAGUUUAAUAUAAAAGUUCAAUAGUAAGAUUCUCUUGAGUACUCAAUGGAUGAAUCAUCAGACUUGCAACCUAUUUACAUCACAACAAUGAAGGUGGAUGAUAAUGAUGUCGAUGUAUUUUAAAUAAAGAAUGUUCUAAGAUUUAAGGAUAAGAAUAAUUUAUAUUAAUGUUAUGAUUUCAAGAUCUCUAAAAUGUAGCAACUUAAUAGUGACUAUAUAAUCUAAAAUUUAUUUGUGUUCAUAAUGAAGAAUCGUAUUAAUUGCAUAGAUGGCAAUUAAAUAGUAAGAAUUUAAAGAUACUUAAAGAGGUUUAGGUUUGUUUAAUCAUGUGUAUUAACUCUCGAUAAGGAGUCAACUUUAAUUUGCUUAUUUAAAUCAUUUUUUCAGAUAAAGAUGUGUUUUUAUAGAUAAGUUGAAAUUGGAGAGUAAAUUAUUAUUGAGAAAAUGACAACAAAGUAAAGGAGGAUACUGGAGUUGAAUUUUUACUCGAUUUGCCCUUAAUUAUUAUUCCAUGAUAAGGGAUUAGAAUAAAAGGUACUUGCAACAAUAGAUGCUUUGGGUGCUUAGAGCUGA
Molecule: messenger RNA, 1716 nt
Organism: Paramecium tetraurelia
Lineage: Eukaryota; Ciliophora; Oligohymenophorea; Peniculida; Parameciidae
Exons: 2
Source: RefSeq, a predicted model, not a curated record